AUGCUGGCAAGCCAGCGCGUGGCUGGAUCUGCAGUGACUCUGCCAAUUACGGCUUCUGCUGAUGAGCAGCCCCAAGCGAAGCCGACUGGGGCCGCAAGGCUUUCGCAGGAAUUGCAACCGCGUUGCUUAGCAAAAGUGCGCAUUGCGCCAGUUCAGAAGCCCAUCCAACUUUCGCAAGGCUUGACAUCCGCGCAAGCCUUUUCAUGUCUGCAACAGGUGAAUUCGGGGUGGUUUAUCAUCUGGUCCAGCGGCAUGCGCGUAGACGUGCACUUCAAUCUUCCCAGACCAGGUCAGCGCCGAUGA
Molecule: messenger RNA, 303 nt
Organism: Effrenium voratum
Lineage: Eukaryota; Dinophyceae; Suessiales; Symbiodiniaceae
Source: the annotation of a GenBank genome assembly